Molecule: messenger RNA, 906 nt
Organism: Octodon degus (degu)
Lineage: Eukaryota; Metazoa; Chordata; Mammalia; Rodentia; Octodontidae
Gene: Hnrnpcl1
Product: heterogeneous nuclear ribonucleoprotein C-like 1
Cellular component (GO): nucleus
Molecular function (GO): RNA binding
Source: RefSeq, a predicted model, not a curated record
AUGGCUAGCAAUGUUACCAGCAAGACAGAUCCUCGCUCCAUGAAUUCCCGACUCACUGGGAAUCUGAACACGCUUGUGGUGAAGAAAUCUGAUGGGGAGGCCAUCUUCUCGAAGCAUGGCAAAAUUGUGGGUUGCUCCCUUCAUAAGGGCUUUGCCUUUGUCCAGUAUGCUAAUGAGAGAAAUACCCGGGCUGCUGUAGCUGGAGAGGAUGGCAGAAUGAUUGCUGGCCAGGUUUUGGAUAGUAAUCUGACUGCAGAGCCAAAAGUGAACAGAGGAAAAGCAGGCGUGGGAAAAUCUCCAGUGGUGGAGAUGUAUGGCUCCUCUUUUGACUUGGACUAUGACUUUCAACGUGAUUAUUAUGACAGGAUGGACAGUCACCCAGCACAUGUUCCUCCUCCUCCUAUUGCUUGGGCUGUAGUGCCCUCGAAACGCCAGUGUGUAGCAGGAAACACCUCCUGAAGAGGCAAAAGUGGCUUCGGUUCUAAGAGUGGCCAGCGGGGCUCUUCAUCCAAGUCUGGAAAGUUGAAAGGUGAUGGCGCUCAGGCCAUUAAGAAGGAGCUGACCCAGAUCAAACAAAAAGGGGAUUCUUUACUGGAAAGCCUGGAGGAAACUGAAAAGGAGCAGAGCAAACAAGCGGUGGAGAUGAAUGGUAAGACCGAAGAGGAGCAGACCAGCACCUCAAAGAAAGAUGAGACUAAUGUGAAGAUGGAGUCUGAGGGUGCUGCGGACGACUCUGCGGAGGAGGGGGAGCUACUGGACGGUGAUGAAAAUGAAGAUCGGGCGGAGGAUCAGCUGGAGUUGACCAAGGAUGGUAAAAAAGAGGCUGAGGAAAUAGAGGAUGACAGAGACAGCACCAAUGGCGAGGAUGACUCUAAGCACAUAGCAUCUGCCCCGGUGCUGGUGUAG